AGAGGAAAACAAUCAGGCCACCAGGAGGAAGGCCCCCGUGUGGCUUGUUGCCAGGAUGCCACAGCCCGGGUAUAAAGGCUGCCUGGGGAAGGAGCCUCCAGACCAGCCCCGUCCUCCACCCUGACUCCACUCCAGCCCCACGCCACCAUGUGCCAGUCCAGCUGCUCCACGGGCUGCCAGCCGGCCUGCUGCGUGCCCAGCUCCUGCCAGACGUCCUGCUAUGUGCUCAGCCCCUGCCAGACGUCCUGCUGCAUGUCCAGCCCCUGCCAGACGUCCUGCUGUGUUCCCAGCUCCUGCCAGAAGUCCUGCUGCGUGCCCGUGAGCUGCAAGCCAGCCGUGUGUGUGCCCAUGAGCUGCAAGCCAGCCGUGUGUGUGCCCAUGAGCUGCAAACCAGCCGUGUGCCUGCCUGUGAGCUGCAAGCCCAUUGUGUAUGUGGCUCCCUCCUGCCAGUCCUCUGGGGGCUGCCAGCCCUCCUGCUCCACCCUGCUCUGCAGACCUGUCCCCUGCGGCACCCCUACCUGCUGCUGA
Molecule: messenger RNA, 528 nt
Organism: Mustela lutreola (European mink)
Lineage: Eukaryota; Metazoa; Chordata; Mammalia; Carnivora; Mustelidae
Product: keratin-associated protein 12-1-like
Exons: 1
Coding region: 148-528 (126 amino acids)
Cellular component (GO): keratin filament
Source: RefSeq, a predicted model, not a curated record